UGGAAACGGUUGUUGUAGAUGAUAAACUAUUCAUCUAUACUCUACAUAUUAGUUUUUAUAGAUAAUAGUUUGGUUUAAAGUGUUAACGAUAUGUGGCGAAAUAUGAUAAGUUCUUAUUGUAACGCUUCUGGGCAACAGCUGAGCGUUAAACGGUUGCUAUUUGUAGACAGGACGCUUGAGCAGCAGCAGGUUCAAUUGGAACUGUUGGACACGUCGCCACCACGCUCAGAUGAGGAUUGGCUAAACGCAAAGUCCUACAAAGAAGUUCCAGGACCCAGCACAUUGCGUGUCCUCUCUUACUUUCUACCAGGCGGAAAGUUGUACAAUAUGAAUCUCAUACAAAUGAAUCGCCGCAUGCGUGAGUUGUACGGCGAUAUUUAUCGUUUUCCUGGUUUAAUGGGCAAAUCGGAUGUGAUUUUCACCUACAAUCCAUUGGACUUUGAGCUCGCUUAUAGAAACGAGGGAGUUUGGCCCAUACGCAUAGGUCUAGAGAGUUUUACGUAUUAUCGCAAGGUGCAUCGCCCGGAUAUAUUUGGUGGCAUUGGCGGACUAGUCUCAGAACAAGGAAAAGAUUGGGCUGAUAUACGCAAUAAGGUGAAUCCAGUGUUGAUGAAAGUGCAAAAUGUCAGACAGAAUUUGCCACAAAUCGAUCGCAUUGCCAAGGAGUUUAUUGACAAAUUGGAAACGUUGCGGGAUCCGCAGUCACAUACUCUGAGCGUAGACUUUCACGAUCAGCUCAAGAUGUGGGCCUUUGAAUCGAUUAGUUUUGUGGCACUUAACACUCGCAUGGGCCUACUAACUGAUCAUCCAGAUCCGAAUGCAGCUCUGCUGGCCAAGCAUAUGACGGAUUUCUUUAACAACAGCUUUAAAUAUGAUAUACAACCCUCCAUUUGGCCGUAUUAUAAGACGCCCGGGUUCAAGAAGUUUCUGCAGACAUACGAUCACAUUACGGAGAUCACAACGAAUUAUAUUGAGGCGGCGAUAAGACGAUUUGACUUGGAGAAGAAUCACAAUCAGGAUAGUAAGUGUGUUUUGGAACAGCUGCUGGCAUUUGACAAAAAGGUGGCUGUGGUGAUGGCGAUGGAUAUGUUGAUGGCAGGCAUAGAUACGACCUCUUCGGCAUUUGUGACCAUACUCUAUCAUCUGUCCCGCAAUCCCAACAAGCAAGCAAAAUUGCGCCAGGAGCUGCAGAAUAUUCUCAGUGAUUCCUCUGCUCCUCUGACCGCUGAGAACACCAAGAAUAUGCCUUAUUUGCGGGCCUGCAUCAAGGAGGGACUGCGCAUCACCUCAAUUACGCCGGGAAACUUUCGCAUUACGACCAAGGACCUCAUACUCUCCGGCUAUCGUGUGCCUCGGGGCACGGGCGUGCUUAUGGGUGUCCUGGAGUUAUCCAAUAGCGAUCAAUACUUUCCACAAAGUAAGAGUUUCAUGCCGGAACGUUGGCUGAAACAGGACUCCGCCUGUCCCGAUACCCGUUCCCGCAAUCCUUUUGUCUACCUGCCCUUUGGAUUUGGACCACGCACGUGCAUUGGUAAACGCAUUGCCGAACUGGAGAUGGAGACGCUGCUGGUACGUCUAUUGAGGUGCUACCAGGUCACCUGGCUGGGAGAGACACCCCUGCAGUACGAGAGCACCAUAAUCCUGUCACCUCACGGCGAUAUACGCUUCAAAUUCGAGCCAAUUGUGUAAGCUCAGAGUUUUACUGGCGGUACUUCUAACAAUUAUGGGAUAUAUAACAAAUGUACUAUUAAUGUGUACACAAACAGUUAGUCAAGAAAGUGUUUUGAUAACAUUGAAACUCUACACAAUUAA
Drosophila innubila is the source of this 1812-nucleotide messenger RNA. RefSeq names its product cytochrome P450 12b1, mitochondrial (gene Cyp12b2). The record is from RefSeq and is a predicted model, not a curated record. The transcript has 6 exons. NCBI's taxonomy places the organism in Eukaryota, Metazoa, Arthropoda, Insecta, Diptera, Drosophilidae. Gene Ontology annotation, molecular function: monooxygenase activity; iron ion binding; heme binding. Bases 91 to 1689 code for a protein of 532 amino acids.